This is a messenger RNA of Olea europaea var. sylvestris, 1128 nucleotides long. RefSeq lists its product as uncharacterized. The record is from RefSeq and is a predicted model, not a curated record. The coding region runs from base 1 to 1128 and encodes 375 amino acids. The transcript has 3 exons. Lineage: Eukaryota; Viridiplantae; Streptophyta; Magnoliopsida; Lamiales; Oleaceae.
AUGACAGACACGUUUGGUUCGCAUACGUCAUCGGAGAUCGAUUGUGACCUCAUGUCGAGCUCUUGUUCGGACGACGGUUCGAAUGACGACGUACUGCAGCAGUUGGAGACGGAUAUGGUGGUGUGGCUACAGUAUUGUCAUAUCGCUGAGCGGAUAGUGCACCAGUACCUCGUGCCAGAUCCGGCCCACCGUUACUUAUUUUCUACAACACGAAGCGGCCAUAUAUUCAUGUUGCAAAAUAUGCAUGGAUAUCGGCAAGUGCAAACUCUGUUUGGACAUUCGCUGCAGAUCGUAGGCCAUUAUUUCAAGUGCGUGCUUCGCGCCAUCGGUGCGCUGGCAGCAGACAUGAUCCGGCCUCAUGAAAACUACAACCCUGGUGCUGUAAGUCAUCACCCCGAUCCGCAGCGAUAUCCGUUGUUCCAGGAUUGUAUUGGAGCUAUUGACGGGACCUAUGUGUGGGCGGUGUUGCCACGACGAAAAAGAAUUAACUUCAUAGGCCGAAAAGAGGUGCCCACUCAGAACGUCUUGGCCACUUGCGAUUUCAACUUGUGCUUCACAUUUGUGUUGCAGGGAAGCAUGAGGCCCACGCACGACAGCCACAUACUAGCCCGCGCGGUGCAUAGUCCGGACAUACACUUUUCAAAAUCGACUGACGGGAAAUAUUACUUGGUGGACUCAGGAUUUGCACAUCGGUCGGGGUACAUGGCACCGUACAAGGGGUCGGAUGUACGUUACCACUUCCAAGAAUUUCACAAUCAUGGUGGCGGCCGACGUCGAUUGCGUAAUGCACGCGAGAGGUUCAACUUUCAUCACUCAUCAUGUGGAAACAUUAUUGAGCGUGCAUUCGGAGUCUGGAAGCAGAGAUGGAAGAUUCUAGAUAGGAUGCCUAGUUAUUCAUAUCGAGCCCAAAUCGGUGUGGUCGUGGCAGCAAUGGGAGUCUAUAAUUUUCUGCGACGCAACGGACAGCUCGAUGAGGGAUUCCGCAGGGCCGAGGAAGUUGACGAUGAAGAAGUCGAGGUUGAGUUACCCGAUGAGAAAGACAAAGCUGCAGCAGAAGAGGAUGCUGUUGCGGACGAGAAUGUGUCGUGGACCCAGUUACGAGAUUACAUAGCGCACACCAUACGUUGA